GGCGCCGUCCGCCGCCGGGCCGGGAGUCCGCCGGUGCCUCACCGCCCCGCUUCCGGUGUGUGCCGGAAGCGGGAGCCGCAUAGCUUCCAGGUUGUGGCCACCGGCGGCGAUGGCGGGGCUGUCGCGCACGCUCGGCAUCUUCGGCGGCUUCGUGGCCGUGGUGGGGGCGGCCUUUUACCCCAUCUACUUCCGGCCGCUGCUGCUGCCGGAGCAGUACAAGAAAGAACAGUCAAUAAACCGAGCUGGUAUUGUUCAAGAGGAUAUUCAGCCUGCAGGUGUUUUAAAUACAGAUAACUAAUGCUGGCACCACUGAAGUUCCUUUUAUUGAAGGAAGUGCACUGAUAAAAAGCGAAGAACAAUCAUCUGAAACCAAAGAGAUGGUGAAGAAAGACAAAGAAAAGGCAGCAAAAAGGGGAAGGACAUACAGGUGACAGAAGAAAGAAGUGACACAAAUAUGGGAGAAAUGCAGACAAAGCAAUUGUUAGGAAAUUAAUCAGGGAAUUACCCCAACAUACUAAAAAUCUGUCAGUUCCACAGGUGAAUGGGACCCGCUCUGGUAGAUAACACUGUCCUAGCUUCUACCACUUCACUUUUAAAACGUAAAAUCUGUCCCGAUCCUCAAAUGUCUUCAGCCACUAUGUCCAUGUUCUUGCAAGUGCUGUGCAAGAAAAACUCAUGCACACCAGCUCUGACAGAGCAGUGAAUACAGCAGGUGAAAAAAUAGAAAGCUAAUUAAAAAUAAAUAUUAGAAUGCUGCUGCAAUUCCAUCAUGGGGCUUGACAUGAAAUGAAUUUUCAUUUAAAAAUAAUGGGCAAACAGUUCUUUUUAUAUUCUUAAAUUUUUCCUCCAUGACUCUUAAGGGCACCACAGUCAUGAUGCUUUGUUGCUCCCUAAGUUUUCCAACUGGAAGGGAGUUUGUUGAGUAAGUGAAACAAUAGAUGUGAAAACAGUAAGGGAAGGAACAUCCCCAUAACUCUACUAAACUUGUUACAUUCCAUAGCGGAGUGAAGUGAGAAAAAAAACCAAAUAAAAUUAAAUUUGAAAUAUUUUGUUGGAUUUUGUUUUAAAACUUUCUGUGAAAAGAUUCAAUAGAUUUUUUUUUUCAAUACCCAGACCUUCACCUGGCUGUAAUGUUUGGUUGCUGUUAGAAAACUUCAGGCUUGGAUUCCUCAGACUGUUUCAUUCACCUAUGUCAGCCAAAAUGCCAGAGAAACAAUUCGGGCAUGCAGGGCCUAAACAGGAAGUGUUUAAAAUGUUGACCCAUCAUUCAGAAAGUAAAGAUCAGGAUUUAUUUCCUUAUUUUUCACAUGCUGCAGCAGAAAUUGUCUCCAAUUUCAGUGAUCUUGAAUAAAAAUCAUUUUGCUGGCACAAUGUGGAAAACAGCAAAAAUAUGAAAUAAAAGGUGUUGAGUCAAAAGCUAUAGUUAACUGACCAAGUUGUUAUG
Molecule: messenger RNA, 1444 nt
Organism: Aquila chrysaetos chrysaetos
Lineage: Eukaryota; Metazoa; Chordata; Aves; Accipitriformes; Accipitridae
Gene: SMIM20
Product: small integral membrane protein 20
Exons: 3
Coding region: 110-298 (62 amino acids)
Biological process (GO): mitochondrial respiratory chain complex IV assembly
Cellular component (GO): mitochondrial inner membrane
Source: RefSeq, a predicted model, not a curated record